This is a messenger RNA of Carya illinoinensis, 1471 nucleotides long. Its product is annotated as probable WRKY transcription factor 24. The record is from RefSeq and is a predicted model, not a curated record. Gene Ontology annotation, molecular function: DNA-binding transcription factor activity; sequence-specific DNA binding. NCBI's taxonomy places the organism in Eukaryota, Viridiplantae, Streptophyta, Magnoliopsida, Fagales, Juglandaceae. Bases 232 to 849 code for a protein of 205 amino acids. The transcript has 2 exons. Gene Ontology annotation, biological process: regulation of DNA-templated transcription.
AUAGGGGCAGGUGAACUGAAGUAGUUGAAAUGUUGUUGGGUUUACCUCAGUUGCAAGAUAUGUAGGUAAUUAUAUAGAGAGGGACCCUACUUUCAGCAUUAAAACCUCUCUCUCUCUCUCUGGGUCAGUCCAACCCCUUCUCACCUUCCACCAGCUUUUCUGUCUAUAAACUUCAGUCCUCCAACCUUUUCAUUUCCUCCCAUCAGCAUUAUUCUCUCUGGGGACCCAUCUAUGGAAGGCCAAGAACUCCCAAUAACCCCACCACCACCACUGUUGCCAACUCAAAGUAACCCGCCUUUCUUCUUCUUACCCUCAAUCCCAUCCUCUUCAUUGCACCCUCCUCCUUUGGACUCUCCUCAAGUCCUCAAUCCAGAGAUUGACUGGGUCAGCCUUCUGAUCUCUUCAGGUCAAGUCAGGCUUACUGACAAGAAGCCAAUGAUAGAAAGCGCUAAUAAUUCUACAAUGGCUGAAAAUAUUGGUAGUACUAGUACUACUGUUAAUGAAGAUCCAGAAAAGGGUUAUUAUAAGGAUAAGAGAAAAGCUGGCAGGAUGAAAAAAGCAACGCGGCCUAGGUUCGCGUUUCAGACUCGGAGUGCGGACGAUAUUCUCGAUGAUGGGUACCGGUGGAGAAAAUAUGGACAGAAAGCUGUGAAGAACAGCAUCUAUCCCAGGAGCUACUAUCGGUGCACGCAUCACACAUGCAGUGUGAAGAAACAGGUGCAAAGGCUAUCAAAGGACACGAGCAUUGUGGUGACAACAUAUGAGGGCAUUCACAAUCAUCCUUGUGAGAAGCUGAUGGAAACCCUAACUCCUCUUUUGAAACAAAUGCACUUCCUCUCUUCCUUCUAAUUUAUAAGCUCACUUAUACCUUACUACGUACUUCGCUAGCAACUCUGUUGCAUGCAACAACAUAACAAGCUUGUGUGUGUAUAUAUAUAUAUAUAUAUAUAUUAAGAAAAAUGAUAUUUGUAAUCAUAGAGUACGCAAGCACCGCACUUAUUUAAAAAAAAAAGUAAAUCAAUAUGGACUGACAUAAAAAAAAUUAAUAUUUUAAUAAUGAUAAAGUUCCCUACUCGAUCUAGCUUUUUCAAAAAGAGUGUGCCUUGCACAACUCAUGACUGUAUCAAGUAUUACUCAUAUAUUGAUUCGUUAUCUUAUAUCUUUGAACAAUACAAUAAAGCUAAUGUUAAUGCCAAAACACUGUUUGUACAAGAGAGUUUAUUGAUUCGAGUUGUUCUGAUGCUCUAAAGUUUGGAAACUUUUACUGAAGCCGCGCGUGCAGUACUGCAUGUUGAACUACCAGAGUAAUUUCUUCCGGUCGGUAUUGUGUUCAAGAAAUGUUACUUUCAGGUUAAUUUCUGGCUGGGAUUUAUACUUGUUUAGAAACGAUACUUGAAGUUUAAAAUGGUCUAGCUGUCAUUAGUCGACAAAAAAGAUAUUUAUGUAUAUAUAUAAAAUUCAAAUUCUAGGA